Molecule: messenger RNA, 267 nt
Organism: Ostertagia ostertagi
Lineage: Eukaryota; Metazoa; Nematoda; Chromadorea; Rhabditida; Trichostrongylidae
Source: the annotation of a GenBank genome assembly
AUGAAGAUAAUGUUGAUCAGUACAUCCAUAAUUCAGAUUUUAACAGCACUUAUGACAGGGUUCCUGCAAGGCAGAAUGUUGCCAGUCAGCUCAGGCACUGCAUUCCUUCCAGUGGGCCCAUGUCGCGUGUUUGGCCGCACCACAUGCUUCAUCACUUACAAUGUGGUGGCUGCCUUCACUUUAUAUGUAGAGCUAUUGAUCCUUAAUACGAUGUUCUGCCGUUAUCGAAUGCUGCGGUACAAAGAGCUCAAACAGCUGAAUUCCUAU